Messenger RNA from Carassius gibelio (silver crucian carp), 1184 nucleotides. RefSeq names its product interferon-induced protein 44-like. The coding region runs from base 309 to 1184 and encodes 291 amino acids. The transcript is spliced from 7 exons. NCBI's taxonomy places the organism in Eukaryota, Metazoa, Chordata, Actinopteri, Cypriniformes, Cyprinidae. The record is from RefSeq and is a predicted model, not a curated record.
CAGCAGAAUCUGUCCAGAUUUUUGUGUUAUGUCAUGGGAUGACACUAAGUAGGAUACAGGCUGCUUAGUCAUAAAAAACAUUAACAAGGUGAAAGUGAAAGGCAGACCUAUAUAAUAAAACAGGCUAAAAUGAGAGAUGCUGUCACAGUGUGCCUGCACAUCCCUAAGAGAAGACACUAAAUAGCAAUUCUCUCUGUCUUGUUAUUACUCUGUACUGUACUAAAGCCAUCUUUGUUUUUACUUUACUGUUUACUGUGUUACUUUCAAAAUUCAUAAGGAGAAAAAAGCUAACUGAGAAGGAGAUCACAAUGGGAGCAUCAGAAUCAACAGAAUUUGAUAAACCAUGGAGGGAAACACCCUGGGAAAACAGAGAACUUUUGCAGAAGAACCUCAGGGAGCUCACGCUGAGCGAUUCAAAGGUUAAGUACGUCAGGAUCUUGCUAGCUGGACAAGUGGGAGCAGGAAAGUCCAGCUUCAUCAACUCAGUCAAUAGUGUUUUUCAAGGACAAAUCACAACAGAAGCCCUUGCUGAUUGUGUGUCUGGUACAAGUUUUACAAAAACAUACAGAACAUAUUACAUGGGAAAUGGACAAUCACUUCUGCCUUUUGUCUUCAAUGACAUGAUGGGCUUAGAAUCUGGAGAUUCAGAGGGUGCCGAUCCAGAAGACAUUGUCAAAGCCCUUAAGGGUCUCUUGAAGGAAGGAUACGAUUUCAAUCCAACUGAUUCUGCUAAAAAGAAGGGCUACAGAAGUAAAGCAAGCAAGUCUGAGGAUCUGACACACUGCCUGGUCUACGUCAUCGCAGCUGACAAGGUAUCGAUGAUGAAUGAUGAAGUCUUCAAAAAGAUUAAAUAUAUUAGACAGAAGGCCAGCGAACUGGAAAUUCCUCAGGCAGUCAUCAUGACGAGGGUGGAUGAAGCAUGCCCACUAGUCCAAGACGAUCUGAGAAAAAUCUACACUAGCAAGAAGAUAAAACAAAAGAUGCAGGAGUGCUGUAAUUUAGUCGGUGUCCCUGUGAGCCACAUCUUCCCUGUGAAGAACUACCAUGAGGAGAUCGAUACUCAAAAUGACAUGGAUGUGCUGAUCCUGAGGGCUCUCACACAGAUUGUGCACAUAGCAGACGAUCUACUGAAGAAGAGAAAAACUGAAUCGAAAAAAGGAUGUUGUUUCCUAUGUGGCUUUUAA